Messenger RNA from Cetraspora pellucida, 439 nucleotides. NCBI's taxonomy places the organism in Eukaryota, Fungi, Glomeromycota, Glomeromycetes, Diversisporales, Gigasporaceae. The record is from the annotation of a GenBank genome assembly.
AUGGACUGUUCACCACCAGAUCAAGAACAAAUAGUGGCUUUCUCUUUAUUUCAAACCCAACAUGAAGAAAUUAUAACUAACUCUCAAGAUAAUGACACUAAUUACCUUUCUAUGUCUCCUAAAACAAGCUUUUCAUUAAAUAUUUUCAUGACUAAUAAUAUAUCGAAAGAACAACUACAAUGUUUAUUUGAUUUUGAUUCUUCUGAUCAGAAAUCUGAUGCAGCCUACUUACGACAACUAUGUGGUAAUGAGAUUUAUAUACCUAGACUUCAACAAAUCAACUUUAAUCAGAUGAAAUAUAGACAGGCUCAAGGUAUAAUGUGUAAAAUGAUCGAUCUAGUAUUGGACACCAAUUCUUAUGAAGAAAUGAUUGGAAUUUGUCAAGAAUUUAUGUUUAAUAAACAGCAAAUAUUGAAUAAAUAUGAUCAUGAAGAGCAAG